Ziziphus jujuba (common jujube) is the source of this 1559-nucleotide messenger RNA. Its product is annotated as acid phosphatase 1. Lineage: Eukaryota; Viridiplantae; Streptophyta; Magnoliopsida; Rosales; Rhamnaceae. Bases 656 to 1423 code for a protein of 255 amino acids. The record is from RefSeq and is a predicted model, not a curated record. Gene Ontology annotation, molecular function: acid phosphatase activity. The transcript is spliced from 3 exons.
UGCAACUUCAAAUGUUGCACGAAAAUGUCUCAAACCCUGUUAAGACGACAUGAAGAUAAGUGGUGGGGCUGGAGAGGCUAGGCUGGAAAUAUUAAAUAGCCAUUAGUCCAUGCCUCAAGUGCGGACAGAUACAAAGCUAUGUGCCAUACACGUUUCACAUAAUCACAGUACAAUUUUUAUGCCAUCCAUGUUUUAUAUAAUCACAAUGAAUAAGACUUUAUGUAGCUCAUGAAAUGCUGCUAGCGUUUGGAUUCUCCUAACUGAAUCACUCUUAGUUUCACAGAUUUUCCAUUACUCAAAUUUAAAGCUUUGCUAUACAUAACAUCUCUGAACGACCAAAAAUGAUCUAUCAUAAAAUAUUAUUUUAGAUGCAGUGUCACAAAUUAAUAAUUUAUAACCCAAAUAACAUGUGAAACUUCCAUGUUUCCACCAGUCACAAAGACAAUUUCUGUUUAAUCUAUCAAAGUUGCCAACCAGACCACCUUGUGAUGCUUAGAUCAAGUUAAAGACUAUUGGACGAAAAUUGUCCUAAAACCCAUGUGACCCACCUCCAUUUUCUUUGAUCUUUUUCCCAUAUAUAAUGCCUAUAUAAAAAACGCUGCAUUUUCUGACCAUUUUGUGUGGUUUGUGAUCUAACUCUAAUUCCAAAGUCACAAUGGGGAAGAAUCUAAUCCUCUUGCUAUGUUGUUUGAGUGUUUUGAUUAGUGUUACGGUUGCAGACUGGAACAUUCUGAAUCAGAAAUCAAAGCUUGGGCUGAAGAUUACUCUCAAGAACUACUGUGAGAGCUGGAGGAUGAAUGUGGAGCUGCAUAAUAUUCGAGAUUUUGAAGUGGUUCCUGAAGAAUGCACUGAUUAUGUAAGGAAAUAUGUCUCAUCCACUCAAUAUGAUAUAGACUCUGAGGUAGCAAUGGAGGAGUGCUUGGUUUAUCUUAGCACAAGCUGUGAUUUGCAGAAAGAUGGUAGAGAUGCUUGGAUUUUUGAUAUUGAUGAUACCCUUUUGUCCACUGUGCCUUACUACAAGAAACACAAUUAUGGGGGAGAGAAGCUGAACCUGACAUCUCUAGAGGAGUGGAUGAGGCAGAGCAAAGCACCUGCUUUAGAGCACUCCCUCAACUUGUUCAAUGAGUUGAAAGCAAGAGGGCUUCAGAUCAUUUUGGUUUCUUCCAGGAGGGAGUAUCUCAGAUCAGCCACAAUUAACAAUCUUGUUAAUGUUGGUUACCAUGGAUGGACUAGUCUCAUAUUGAGGGGACCUGAAGAUGAAUCCAAGAGAGUGCAAACUUUCAAGGCUAAUGUGAGAAAACAAUUGAUAAACAAUGGGUACAGAAUCUGGGGCAUUGUUGGAGACCAAUACAGUAGCAUUGAAGGCUUUCCAGCUGCAAGGAGGACAUUCAAACUUCCAAAUCCGUUGUACUACGUUUCUUGAAAAACCAUGUUUGUGCCUAAAUUUUUCCCUGCUUGAAAUCUAAAAUUCCAGUUGUUUUGAGAUGAAGCAACAUAUGCCUGUUUCCAGUUUUUGACUGUUAAAAGAGUGUAUGUUUCAGAGUGGUAAAUGAAUAUGA